GUUCACUACCCGAAAAACUACAACCAUGUAGGGGGAGGGUUGGGCUAGGUAGUGGGUGAAUGGGUUAGGCUGUGGGGAGAGAUUUGGGUUUAGAGAGUAUGGGCCGUGGGCUGGGCAGGUAGGAGGGAUUGUGUGAAUAUGGGCUAUUGUGGAAGUGGGCCUGGGCAAGGGAGUUGGGCUGCUUGGGCCGUGGCCCAAGGAUGCCGCGUGAGGGGGAGGGAAAAAUCCAGGGGAGGCCCGAUGGUUGCCGCUGAUGUCCGCCGCCGCCACGACCUCGAUCGCGGCCCCUGCCGCGGUUGCCACAGCCACUGCCGCCGCCCGAGGGCCUGCCGCGACCGCCAUAGCCGCCGCCAGAUCCUCCGCCAAAGUUGCCGCCGCUCCUAGAUCCACCGUAGCCGUUGCCUCGAUCUUGCCAAUGUGCGCCGCCCCCAUGUCUGCCGCCACAGCUGGAACUAAAAAGGUCUGUGGACGGCGUGCCGGCACCAUAGAGGGUGUAGGUUUGCUGAUGUUCAACGAGGAGCAAGGCGGAUCGAACUUCCAAGAACGUGGGGAGCGGAUUUUGAUAUUGCAAAAAUUGGACAUGACUGCGGAUGUCGUGGGGGAGGCCUUGUAGAACUUGGAGUACAAGGGCAUGUUCGGUGACCGGUAAGAGGAGGUGGGAGGAGGUAACGUUACCUCGGAACAGUGAAAAAUGGGACGAAUCGGCGGUCAAAGGAGGUAAAACUAAUUUUUCCCGUUUUGCCCUUCUCCUAUAUCACACCUCUUCUUCUUCAACAGACUCAAUCCUCUGCUGCUCAAUUCUUCAUCUCUAGUGCUGCAACUCUCCCACGUAGAUCUCUACAAUCAACAGAUCCAGAUGCUCUUCGUAGAAAGCAACCUUUGAGUGUUGAGGAGGCUAGCAUUCUUCACGACAGUCUCAUCUUCUACACAGCUCUAGAAGGACUAAAUCUACUUGAGAAGUUGCAUAUGACCAUUUUUUAUAAGAAAUUGUAUGAGCCAACAGAAAUUCAGAACGCCAUCAAUACCUUGCAUGCCACGGAUGAUUAUUGUGAAAUGCUCUUGGAUUGGCCUACAAGGGAAGAGUUUGUACUUACAAGAGCUUUAGGGAUGUAUUCGGAGAUAUCGUGGGUGAGCUACGAGGAGUGUUGGUUUACAUGCUAAACAAGGACCCAACUUUUAAUCCCCAUGAAAUCCAUACCAUCAAGAUGUUCUUUGAUUCCUCCGUGAUGAGAAACGAUGAUGUGGAGGUGUCCUCAAUUCUAGUGCAAAGGAUGGCAAAAAAAGCUACACAUGCAUCUCAACCUGCAGGAACAUCAACGUGAGAACAGAUGACAUAAUUGUUGCAAUCCCACUAUGUUCGAAACUUAUCUUUUGGCAUAAUUGUUGUUGCAUUACACUGUUAUUUCCUACUACUAACUACUUU
Messenger RNA from Cuscuta campestris, 1423 nucleotides. The record is from the annotation of a GenBank genome assembly. Lineage: Eukaryota; Viridiplantae; Streptophyta; Magnoliopsida; Solanales; Convolvulaceae.